Thlaspi arvense is the source of this 681-nucleotide messenger RNA. NCBI's taxonomy places the organism in Eukaryota, Viridiplantae, Streptophyta, Magnoliopsida, Brassicales, Brassicaceae. The record is from the annotation of a GenBank genome assembly.
AUGGAACGGUUUGUUCGCUUCCUUGUAGCCAAAGUCAUCUUGUUGGCUUUAGCAUCUUCAUUUGUAACUUGUUACGACCCAAGUCCUCUUCAAGACUUUUGUGUUGCCGUCGAUGACGUUAAUGGCGUUUUCGUGAACGGAAAAUUCUGCAAAGACCCAAAAUACGUGAAAGCCGAAGACUUUUUUACUUCCGGACUAAACAUCGCCGGAAACACUAUGAACCGCGUCGGCUCCAACGUGACCAACGUUAACGUCGACAAAAUCCCGGGACUCAACACACUAGGAGUCUCUCUUGUCCGAAUUGACUUUGCCCCGGGUGGUCAAAACCCGCCCCACACUCACCCACGAGCCACCGAGAUCCUCGUCCUUGUCGAAGGAACGCUCUUAGUCGGGUUUGUGUCGUCGAACCAAGACAAUAACAGGUUGUUCUCGAAGGUUCUUUAUCCCGGAGACGUGUUUGUGUUUCCCAUCGGAAUGAUCCAUUUUCAAGUGAAUGUUGGGAGGACGAACGCUGUUGCAUUUGCUGGUCUUGGAAGCCAAAACCCCGGUACGAUCACAAUCGCAGACGCUGUCUUCGGUUCGAAGCCUUUGAUCAUGCCGGAGAUUUUAGCUAAAGCGUUUCAGCUUGAUGUGAACGUGGUUAGGUUUCUCGAAGCAAGGUUUUCUUCUAACUAUAAAUGA